AUGAAAUAUUGUUAUGUGCUUGCAAAAUAUGACAACUUCGUCUACGAAAAUUGGUGGAUUGUGCGAUGUUUGUUCAAUCUGAAAGUUGCAAAGGAUGAUGAUUCCGAUUUGAUCGCUCCGGAAAGACGAGAGCACCCGCUCAUCAAUCGCAAUCCAAGGAUGCAAGCUUCACCAGCAAAUGCGGAAAAAAAAGCGAUUAACAAAUUAGGGCAAUCAAAUGGUGCAGCAGUGGACAUCAAAUGCAAUACCAAAGCCCUGCGCUACGUAAUACAGUCGAAUAACUCGCCAGUGUCUAAACGUAUUGUGCAAGUGAAUAUUUUAAUUCUUCUUGUGUUACAGAACAUCGGUGACAAUUCAUCAGUAUCAAAACGAGCGAUAAAUGACCGAGCGGAAGCGAAGUUCGGUGGCAGCAUCGAUGUGAUCUGUUCGAAAGGCCACUUCUCCUACGUGUACAGCUCGAAUUUAUACUGCGAAGCAACGAAAGGCGACAUCACGUGCAUCGCGUUUCGCCAAUCGCACUAA
This is a messenger RNA of Gongylonema pulchrum, 522 nucleotides long. The record is from the annotation of a GenBank genome assembly. Lineage: Eukaryota; Metazoa; Nematoda; Chromadorea; Rhabditida; Gongylonematidae.